UAUUGAAUAAAAAAUUCCCAAAUUUUGGCUUGACAAAAUUCCACCAAAAAUUCAGUCCAAAUUAGGGUUCAAAGUCCUCCAGAAUUCCAAAUUACCAAAUCAAUACAACAGCUUAAAAAAAAAACUAGAUCAGGGGUUUUUUCAUAUCCCCAAACCUGUGUAGUCUGUUGCUUGCUAUGUGCAUGCUGCUUCUAUCUAUCUCACUCAAUCCCCAAAUGGGUUUUUUCAUAUCCUCAAACCCAUUCCUCUGUGCUUGCUGCUUCUCUCUCUCACUCAAUCCCCAAACAGGUUUUUUUUCAUUUUCUCAAACCCAUAGGAACUGUUUGUUGCUCCCUCUUUGCAUGCUGCUUGUCUCUCUGUAUGUACUGCUUCUCUGGUUCUCCCUUUCUGAGUGCUGCUCCAAUUGGGGUUUUCUUCUUCUUCAUCUCUGUCCAGAACUCCAUAAGCUUCUUGCGGCUGUUUAAACUUUGAAGUAACGGGUCACCAACUCACCAUACGGUAGUUAUCAUAUCUCCGGAUGCUUCCAACUCACCAUACCGUAGUUAUAAUAUGGCGAAUCCAUAUGGUGUGUUUAUCAUGGUGUAUCCAUAUGCUGUAUUUAUCAUGGUGUAUUCAUAUGGUAUAUUUUUUUUGGAACCUACUAAAUAGGUGUAUUUCACAAUUUCUAUUAUUUUUAAACUUAACCUAUUUUUUUACUCCGAUUUGUUGAUCCUAGGGCGAUAUAUUUGUGAUAUCUUUCUAUGAAAUAUUUUUUGUGAAUUCGUACUUUUCACCAGAUUUUUUUAUCCAACUUUAAAAAAAAAAAACGAUUUAUUUCUAAUUUUAUGGUGAACCGAAUUAUUGACAGUCCCUCGACAUGCUAUGUUUGGAGGUAAUUCAAAAAUCUUUUCAAAAACUGCAUCCAAAUGACAUGAAAUGUCCUUUUUGAAAUUACAAGCCAUCUAUAUGAAAUGCCAUGAAAGCAUUUGCUCCAUCGUUGAUGAAGAAACUAUUCAUGACGCCAAACAAGCUCUCUUCAACCAAAACUGUGAGUUUGAGCUCCUUAGCUUCUCUCUUAACUGAACCCAUUAGCGUCCAAUUUGUCCAACAAUUUCAUGCUAGAUACAUCAUUAAUGGCCUCCACCAAAACGCGAGUAUAGCUUAUGAGCUAAUAAACUUGUAUUCUCUCACUAAAAACCAUGGCUAUUCCCAAAGGAUUCUUGACACUGUGACAAACCCAACUCUUAUUUUGUUCAAUACCAUCAUCAGAAACCAUUCGAACAAUGGAUUGUUUGAUGAAAUUCUGCAACUGUAUAGGCGAAUUUUUGUGAAUUCUAUGUACCCAGACGAGUUUGCUUUUCCAUUUGUGCUUAAAUCUUGCUCCUAUGUACUAGCAUUUCAGUAUGGUGAGAAAAUUCAUUCUGAUAUUGUUAAAUUAGGCUAUGAAUCCUUUGUUUUUGUGAGCUCUGCACUUCUUCAUUUGUAUCUUAAAGCUGGCAAGCUUGUAAUUGCAAGGAAUUUGUUUGAUGAAAUCCCUGAGAGAAAUUUGAUAUCUUGGAAUACAAUGAUAGAGGGUUGCAAUUUGUGUGGGGAUGCUAAUGGGGCUUUUUCACUUUUUAGAGAGAUGAGAGAGAAAGGUAUUAGUCCAGAUUAUGUUACUAUGACGUGUAUGUUGCGUGCGUGCAUUAAGCUUGGGUGUUUACAGUUAGGCCUGGCUCUUCAUUGUGUGAUUGUUUUGAAUGAUCUAGAGGGAGAAUUAACUAUUGGUACUGGUCUUGUAGCAAUGUACACUAAAUUUGGAAGUUUAGAAAUGGGUCGUCGGGUUUUUGAAAGAAUGCAUGAGAGAGAUGUAGUCUCAUGGAAUGCCAUGAUAGGAGGGUAUAACCAGAACAAUCUACCAGUAGAUGCACUAAACUUGUUUAGAGAAAUGGAAAUUUCAGGCAUCAAGCCUGAUCACAUCACAGUGGUCAUGGCCAUCAUAGCAGUUGCUGAAAUGAGAGCUGUUGUAUUGGGCAAGCAGCUCCAUGCUCAUUCAGUAAGAAACUGUAUCGCCUAUGAAGUUACAGUUCAGAAUUCAUUGAUUGAUAUGUACUCAAAAUGUGGGGAUUUAGAGAAAUCUCACUUGAUUUUUGAAAAACUAUCGAAUAAAACAGUGGUUUCCUGGAGUUGCAUUGUACAAGGGUAUGUACGCCAUGAAAGAAGUGUUGAAGCUCUAGCUCUCUAUGCGCAAAUGAUGCACGAGGGCAUGAGACCUGAUUCAAUCACACUGGUUAAUGUGUUGCCUGCUUGUGUGAGCUUAGGAGCACUUCAAGUAGUGAAGAACAUACAUUGCUAUAUGACCAAAUACAAUUUAGAUUCUCUCACUUCCUUAGUCACAUCUCUCUUGGUGAGCUAUACCAAAUUGGGCUGCAUAGAAGCUGCGCAGGAGCUUUUCCACAGAGAAUUGUUAAAUAGAGAUAGAGAUGUUGUGGCUUAUAAUGCGAUGAUCGGAGCUUACGCCAUGAAUGGGAAUUGGAUCAUGUGCAAGGAUUUGUUUGCGCAAAUGAAGAGAGAGAAAGUGAGGCCUGAUCAUGUUACAUUCUUGGGGCUGUUAUCAGCUUGUGCCCACUUGGGGAUCUUGUUUGAGGGCUGGGACAUAUUCAAUGGCAUGAGCCUUAGCCAUGGCUGUGAGCCUCAACUGGAACACUAUGCUUGCAUGGUCAAUCUUUUGGGUCGAAAGGGCAAUCUUGAAGAAGCCCUAAGGCUCAUAGAGACCAUGCCAUUUGAAACUGAUUCUCGAAUAUGGGGUGCACUCUUAAGUGCUUGUAAAGUCCACAAAGAUACCAACAUUGCAGAGUUUGCAGCCGAGGAGCUUCUCAAGAGAGAGCCAUCAAAUGCAGGGAAUUAUGUUCUUCUCUCUAACAUCUAUGCAUCCGCUGGGAAGUGGGAGAAAGUGGCUAAGCUAAGGGCUAUGCUCAAGAAUCGAGGUUUGAGGAAGAACACAGGGUUCAGCUGGCUUGAGAUGCGAGGGCGAGUGCAUGCUUUCAGUGCAGGAGAUCAGUCUCAUUCGAGAUCAGAAGAUAUUUACAGUAUCCUGGAUGCCUUGAGUUUACAAAUCAAGGAGGAAGAGGCAUGGCUACCUGACUGAGCUAGCAUUCUCUAUGAUAUUUGAAAUGAGAUGGACAAAGUUAAAAUUUGAAGGAAAAAAGGAUGUAUUACUGAGCUAGCAAUCUCUAUGAUAUUUGAAAUGAGAUGGACAAAGUUAAUAUUUGAAGGAAAAAAGGAUGUAUUCUCUCAGAUGUUACUUGUGAGAGAAUCAAAGACAUGGAAAACUCCUUCUUAAGCUCACAUUCCAUGUAGAUUUGCUGAGCCACACACUUAUAAAGUGUCGAUACAUACUCAAAAAUUGCUGACAUCAUCAGACACAUAUGAUUAAGUGUCAGUGGCGGUCUGUGCAUGUCGACAUGUGUCUAACUGUCCAUACAUGUCAACACACGACACCAAGAAAAAUAUGAAGUGUUCAGGUAACGCGAGAGUGCAAAUUGAAGAAGAGCCAUGGUUAAAUUGAGCUAACAUUCUCUGAUAAUAUUGUGAAAAAUGACGGCAUGAAAAUUCGUGCUUGAACUGACAUUUUCUAUUAGAUUUGCUGAGCCAUGGGAGGACUAAGUUCUAGGAAAGGCUGGCAGUUAGAUCGAUAAGUGUUUCUUUUAGUGUAAAGAGCGAAUGGGUUUUUCUUGGUCAGUGUAAGUUUGAUUAUUUGGCUAUAGCAUGGAGAGCUAUGGCGAGCUUACCUCAUGAUCAUGAUGCUUAAUAGAACCGAAACAAAGCUAGAAAGUUAAAAGACUUGCAAUUCAUACAAGCCGACUAGCCUUUGGCACAAUAUAGGCUGGAUGACCCAGAUUGGAUUUGGAGGAGAGGGGUAGACGAAGAGCCAGAUACAGGGAUAGGCAGGAAUAGACGAAGAACCACAUGGGAUCGGAUGGACUCCCAUUUCUGGACACGUGUAUAUCUGAUCUAAAUACUUCAAAUAAAAAUAAAAAGAUCCUGGUUUCUUGAAAAUAUCGUGGUAAAGUGAGUCCACUCUUGUUGCCUGUUUUGAUUCUCUUCUCCUUCAACUUGGUUUUUCCAACUUAUACUAUGCCAAUUGGCUCACAGAAAUCAUCUUCCUUGUUUAAGUUUUCUUUUUUGGAAUCUCAUUAUAAAACUAUUUUAGUAUAACAUGGAACUUUACCUCAUCUCUAUUCUGAAUGAUGCUGGACAUCGUAUGUCUCAAAGGCCAAUUAUGGGGCAGCAUUUCUAUAACUCGUAUUGUGUUAGACAUUGUUUCAGAUAUCCGUAUCUUUGUGUAACAUUGGUGGUACAAAACUUCAUCUUGGUGACCUCUCCUAUGUUGACACCU
Messenger RNA from Amborella trichopoda, 4357 nucleotides. RefSeq names its product pentatricopeptide repeat-containing protein At4g35130, chloroplastic. Gene Ontology annotation, biological process: RNA modification. The record is from RefSeq and is a predicted model, not a curated record. NCBI's taxonomy places the organism in Eukaryota, Viridiplantae, Streptophyta, Magnoliopsida, Amborellales, Amborellaceae. Gene Ontology annotation, molecular function: RNA binding; protein binding.